This is a messenger RNA of Aspergillus melleus, 1674 nucleotides long. RefSeq names its product NEDD8-activating enzyme E1 regulatory subunit. Gene Ontology annotation, molecular function: NEDD8 activating enzyme activity. The coding region runs from base 1 to 1674 and encodes 557 amino acids. The record is from RefSeq and is a predicted model, not a curated record. Gene Ontology annotation, cellular component: cytoplasm. The transcript is spliced from 2 exons. Gene Ontology annotation, biological process: protein neddylation. Lineage: Eukaryota; Fungi; Ascomycota; Eurotiomycetes; Eurotiales; Aspergillaceae.
AUGACGGAUGAGUUCCCCAGUGCCCUGGUCGGGCCUUCUUCCAAAGAAAGAAAAUAUGACCGGCAGCUGCGUCUGUGGGCUGCGAGUGGCCAGCAAGCUCUCGAAGACUCCCGCGUGCUGUUGAUCAACAACGACGGGCCCUGGACCGCCCAGGACUCUGGCGUGGCUGGCGUAGCGGGGGUGGAGACCCUCAAGAACCUCGUCUUACCGGGCAUUGGGGGAUUCACGAUUGUCGAUCCUGCCGUUGUCACCGAAGCCGAUCUGGGGGUGAAUUUCUUUCUCGAGCACGAGAGUCUGGGCAAAUCUCGAGCCGAGGAGACCUGUCGGUUGUUGAAGGAGCUGAAUCCGGAUGUGGAUGGGAGCUUCCACUCAAAGCCUGUCACGGAACUCUUACCCGAUCCCGGGUUUCUGCCGCUGCACAAGCUGGUAGUGAUCUCGGGGCCGAUCAAGCGUUCGUCGCUGGAUGCCGUCUGUGAUGCUGCGAGGGAAUACAACAUCCCCGUGCUCUAUCUGCGCUCCGUCGGGUUCUACUCCAGUUUCUCUGUACAGCUGCCGGCACUGUUUCCCAUUGUAGAAACGCACCCGGAUCCAGAGACGACGCAGGAUCUUCGUCUUCUCACUCCUUGGCCCGAGCUGUCGGCUGCUGCUGAACGGGUCAGUAGUCUUGAUAGCAUGGACGACCAUCAGCACGGACACGUGCCGUGCCUACUAUUGCUGCUACAUUAUCUCGAGCAGUGGAAGCAAACGCACGACGGCAAAGUCCCUUCCAAUUAUAAGGAGAAGACCGAGUUCAGGGAGCUGGUGCGAUCUGGCGCACGAACUGGUAACCCGGAAGGCGGCGAGGAGAACUACGACGAAGCGGUUGCCGCGGUGCUGAAGGCGUUGAACCCAUUCAGUCUACGUAGUUCGCUUCGCGAGAUCUUCGAGGCGGAGGAAUGCAAAAACAUAAAGCCGGAGUCCACGGAUUUCUGGUUCAUCGCGGCGGCCGUCCGGGAAUUCUACGAGACACAUCAAGUAUUGCCUCUUCCGGGCUCGCUCCCCGAUAUGAAGGCCCAAUCGGCCGAUUACGUUUCGCUGCAGAACAUCUACAAAGCAAAGGCCAAGAAGGACGUGGAAGAGGUCACGAACAUCGUUCGGAAGCUGGAGGCCCAGUUGGAGGGAGGCCGAUUUCUUGAAGUCCAAGAAAAGGAGAUCGAGGUCUUCUGCAAGAACGCUGCUCACAUCAAGGUCAUCAACGGCCGUGCUAUCCCGCGCGUGGACGGCGACGCACAUACUCUCAAAACCAUUCGUAACCAGCUGGGCAACGAGGAGUCCCUGAUGCCGAUUUAUGUCGCGUUCCAGGCCCUAGACGGCGUCGUGACCGAAGUCCAAGAAAAGGGUGCCGCCGGAUCCCUGGAAGACGAAACAACAUGGAACGCUCAAGUCACGCGCAUUGUCGGGGCGUUGAAUCGCGAUGACCCAUCGGCCGUGGACGAGGACACCUACCAACGAAUUUUGGAUGCCGUCCAGGAGCUACGACGCACCGAAGGCGGCGAGCUUCACAACAUCUCCGCUUUGACGGGUGGGCUCGUCGCCCAGGAGGUUUUGAAGGUGCUUACCCGGCAGUACGUACCUUUGGAUAACACCUGCAUCUUCGACGGGGCACGGAGCCGCAGUGAGAUGUACAGGCUGUGA